Molecule: messenger RNA, 2148 nt
Organism: Trichoderma aggressivum f. europaeum
Lineage: Eukaryota; Fungi; Ascomycota; Sordariomycetes; Hypocreales; Hypocreaceae
Exons: 5
Coding region: 1-2148 (715 amino acids)
Biological process (GO): regulation of DNA-templated transcription
Molecular function (GO): zinc ion binding; DNA-binding transcription factor activity, RNA polymerase II-specific
Source: RefSeq, a predicted model, not a curated record
AUGGUCCCAGGCGUCCUCGGAACCGAGUCUGCUCGCAGGCGACAAUUCUCCAGCUGCGACUACUGUCGUAAAUCGCGUAUCGCAUGCGACGCGUCUCAAUUACAAAGGCACCAGCAAACGACGUCCGGCAGUCCCGACGCUGGUUCGUCGUCAUCGCGAGUUCAGUGCACAAACUGUUCGAAGAGAGCUCUGCUGUGCACCUACGAGUGGAUUCGGGACCGUGGAAACAGGGAUGCAGAUGCCAACAGGCCAAGAACUCGCCAGCUCUCUCGUCGUUUGGCAACCGGUCGUUCUAGAAGAGCGGCCACGAGGGCACACGUAGCCAAUAGCCCAGAACCUUCUGAAGAGAUACAACAUGAUGUAGUAGGGCUAGCUGCAACGGUAGAGGCUGAUGACCAUUCCCAUUCUGAACUAUCCCGGCAAACCGAGGCCAGGGUACUGCAUGACCAUCUAUGGACAGUUUUCACUCUGAUAUUUGAGCCUGUUCUUACUCUCUGGACCGGCCCGGAUUGCAGCCCCUAUGUGGUGCCUGAUCAUAUGUCCAGUCUCACAAUGCUGCAGCUAGCUGUUUCCCUUGAUUGGGCCAAUUGCACCUGCAACACCGAUGGCCAUGUUCCACACCGUCAUCACUGCCCGAGAGGCGAUCGCGCCGUCCAACUAGCAUUAAUCUCAUCAGUACAUGCGUUCUCUUUCCGCUGGUUACCAUUGGUCACGGAUACUGCAACCGAUAGCCAGCAGCUUUUGUUGCUCGGCGAUCGCCUCUGGAACAAUGCCAAAUCCAGGAUCAUGGCCGUUUUUGACAAACUCAGCUAUCAAACAGCCUUGGCUUUGUAUUUGUUCGGAUUAACCCCAAUUUCCAAGGGAGCUUCUGUGGAUGUCGAGAAUGCCCACAGCGCUGGCGAGGUCAGCAUCGAUAUGGCGCUUCGUCAAAUUCACAGAUUAAGAGUAAAACGACGCGAUCUCAGGUUUUCCGGUACUGGCCUCUCAGUUGGCAGAAGCGAUGGAGAAACCCCCAUUAAUCACAACUCCGUAAACGAAGAUUUUAUCCACGCCGAGAAUAUGAUGUACUGGGCUGGUGUGGUGUUUGAUACCUCUUCGUCUAUGACCAGAGGAUGUCCUUCUAUUCUCUGCAGUGGCGUGUUUGGAUUUGAGGAAGAGCCAGUCUUCCGCCUCAUGAAAGCUCGAGUUCAACUAUUCCACGAAAGUACAGAGUCAUGGAGACAGAACGGAUUUGUUCCAACAAGUCAGGCUACACUAUAUAUUGUUCACCGGGCGUCCACCUGGAAAGGAUACACCUGGAAAAUAAUCGGAGCUUUGCGAGAAGCUAUAAAUCACGGCUACGGAGAAGCUGUCAUAACAAGGCUGCAAACACUCAUUGCUGAGGCUCUGAAUCGCUUCGAUAGAACGUUCAAACCCCUCCUUGCAGCCUGUGAGAAGCAUAUUCUAUUUUUCAGUAAAGAUGCUCGAUUGUGUUAUUACCUUCUUCAAAUGCACUAUUAUAUGGGACUAUUACUUCUAUGCAGCCUAGCUGUAUCUAUGGAACGCACGGAUAUGGUUCCAAUGUUCGACGCUGUUCGUCGCGACUCUGUUCACGCCAUUUUCAGCACAAUCAGCUUUGGUCUCAGCUGUCAGGUACCUCUUAGCCAAGACGGGACCCGACACACCCGCAAACUCUCCUCAUUGAUCAGCUUAGAUCCUUAUCCACACCAUAUUCUCGCAUCAUUGCAGCUGGCUACUCAUGUUUUGCUCAUCUAUCUGAAGCGAGAUGAGAUAACGCAAGACGCGUUCGAUAACUUUUGUCGAAUCGUGUUUGAUGCGCUCGAUGAGCUUCCCCAGUGCUUGCAGUCAGUACAGAGAGUGAAGAAGCUCUUGCAUGAGACACUGAGUACCGGUGGUCAUCAUCUUGAUACAGUGCGUGAGCCGGCUGCGAGCGUUUUGAGUACCUCGAGUAGACAGCCCCAUCAGCAAAGAACCCGUAACGACCGCCAAACAAAUAACGAAACAAUGGGUUCUGAGGAGUCAAGUGAUGUCAUCACCGGUACAAAUCAAUUGGCUUCUUCUUUUAGCAAGAUUGACGAAGCAGGACUUGGCUGUUUAGCAGAAACACUCUUCGCUGGGCCUUCAGUUGUGCUUAGUACGAGAUCUUAG